UCCGGCACAGGUGGCAGGGCUGAGCCCGGGGCCCUGCGGAGCCUGGGGAGCCCUGCUCCAAAACCAAGCCUAAAGCAACCAGCCUUCACCUGGGCGGUGAGUUCACCUCCCUGAAAAUCAAGCUGUUGCCCACCCUGCCACCACCACCAAGCAAGGCUGUCCGUGGCGAGCAUGGACUGUCCGGGGAAGGAAGGCGUGGGGGGAAGGAAGAGGAAUUUGGCCCUGCUGAGGAACAAGCUGUACAUGGGGGAGAGGAGGAGGACAGAGCCCGUGGUGGAGAGCACCACCACCGCCGGGGACCAUGGCACCUUGAGGAGGAGUCAGUCUGACAGGACAGAGUACAGCCAGAAAUUACAAGAAAAAAUGGCCCCACAGGUGGCCACCUCGCCACAGGAGGAUGAAGAACAAGUCAGUAGACGCAUGAUGGCCAAGAGGGUGAAAAUCAUCGCAGAACUCAUGCAGACGGAGAAAGACUACAUCAGCAACUUGGACCUUUGCAUCAAGGAAGUGAUUCAGCCCCUGAGAGACAAGCAGAUUGCUCGCUUUGACGUGGAUGGCUUGUUUAGCAACAUUGAAUUGGUCCAUCAAGUAUCAGCCAAACUGCUGUCAUUGUUGGAAGAAGCCACAACAGAUGUGGAGCCACCCAUGCAAAUAAUCGGGGAAGUGUUCUUGCAGAUUAAAGGCCCACUAGAAGACACAUAUAAAAUCUAUUGCUAUCACCAUGAUGAUGCACACACCAUGCUGGAAUCCUAUGAAAAGGAUGAAGAACUGAAGCAGCAUUUAAGAGACUGUGUACAGUCCUUAAAAAAGAUAUAUGAAGAAGAAGGGAAGCCAAAUCUAAUGGACAUGGGAUCUCUGAUGAUUAAACCAGUGCAACGGGUGAUGAAAUAUCCCUUGUUACUCCAUGAACUCUUGAAUUCAACUCCUGCUUCUCACCCUGACCACAAGGCGCUACAAGAUGCCCUUUUUGCCAUGAAAAACAUUAAUGUGAACAUCAAUGAACUUAAAAGGAGGAAAGAUUUAGUGCUGAAGUAUAGGAAGAAUGAUGAUGAUGAAACCCUUAAAGAAAAGUUUUCCCGACUGAAUAUUCACUCCAUCAGCAAGAAAUCCAAGAGGGUCACGAGCCAUCUGAAAAUACUGACGGGGGGAGAACCUCAGGUGAAAGAUCAAACCUUUAAUAGGGAAGAAAAAUUGUUUCGAAGUUUAGAGAAGGCUGUGAAAUUGUGUGUGAAGAACAUUUCGCUCUCUUCACAACAUCUACAGGAUUCUAUACAUCUGGCUGCCCAGAAUAUAGUUGGGCUUCAGGAAAUCUUGCAAGAUAAAGGUGACAAAGUCAAUGACUGUUUGAAAAAAGGGAACAACACUGCAAAUCUCUGUGAAGACCUUAUGGCUCAGCUGGACAAGCUUAUUUUGACUCCUCUCUCAGCACUACAAGCCUUGUUUUCAGGCCCUCAGAAACUCAUCCAGAAGCGCUAUGACAAGUUGUUGGACUAUAACAGCUGCCUUCAGAGGUCAACCGGAGAAGAGCUGAACCUGGCAAAGAAAGACUAUGAGGCUCUAAAUGCACAGCUAGUGGAAGAACUUCAGGUAUUCAACAGAGCAGCCAAAAAGAUUGUGUUGAACUGCCUACAUUUCUUCAUCACCUUCCUCAGGAAUAUUAUGUCUGCAGCACUUCAAUCAAAUUCUGCUGUGGUAGUGCCUGUUCCACUGUCCUCCUCAAGCAUCUGUGAAGUGCAGAAUCAAUUGAUAGAGGAGGUUCACAAGCUGAAUUUUGUAAAAGAAAACAGCAGUGCAACAUUUAUUGAGAGAAAAUUGAGCUUGGAAAGAAAGAAACCUGUCCCUUCUCCCCUGGAGUCCCCACGUCAAACAGAAGGCCACAGGUCCAAGCUGUUGUCUACGUACAGCCCCGAAUUGCUGUACCAAGCUAAGCGCAAGUGCAAUGCCACUCAGGAAUUCGAUAUUGAUUUACAUGGAGGAGAACUGGUGGCUGUCAUGGAGCAAAAGGACCCCUUCGGAAGUACAAGCAGAUGGCUUGUUGACACAGGAAUCCUUAAAGGGUAUGUGUAUUCCUCCUUCCUGAGGCCUUACAAUCCAGCCAAAGCACAGAAGGAUGUCACAGAAAACGGCUUUAGUGAUGAUGAUUUUGAUAAUAUCAGCCUCUUUGUCUCUUCACGGCCCUAUACUGACAGCAGCACAAGAAGUCCAGGGCACAAGAAGAGUGACAGCAGCUCUUCUCUUCAAAUCUCUGAAAAUCCCACAAUUAAUGGCACAGGGACUGAUGCUCUUCAGGAUAUGGAUGAUCAGCAUACCUUCUAUGCUGUUUACGCAUUUCAAGCAAGAAAUGACCAAGAACUCAGUCUUCAGGAGUACCAGAAGGUUAGGAUACUUCGUUUUUCUGACCUAAGUGGCAAUAAAGAAUGGUGGCUGGCUGAAGCAAAAGGUCAGAAAGGAUAUGUACCAUCUAAUUAUCUCGGGAAGAUGACAUACGCUUAGGAAGAGAAGGGCCCAUCGAGCCAGUCUCUCUGAAGCAAACAGAAUAAUCAUCUGUUACAUUUUGCAGCAAGCAAGGCAAACUCACAAGUGAUUGACAGAAGCCAUGGUAUCCAGCACACAAAUGAUAUUGAGAACCUCCAUCCUCCAAAAGCUAUCACCUUGUCAAGAUCUGAGUGAAGAAUGAUUUAACAGAAAGACUGAUCCUGAUUAACAUCCUAAAGAGCUUGCUUUUCUAUUACCCCAUAAUUUUCUCUUUUGUCAAAGCAUCCUGUGUCAAGAGUCAACCUACAAGUACAAAUCACAGCUGAAAUCAUGUUUUUCUUCCAUAAUAUUUAGCAAAUACUAUUCAAGAUGAAGAGAAUUAGCCUUGAAAAAGGACAAAUUCAGUCAUCAGGGAUACUGUAGGCUGAAUUGUUCCUUAACUGCUUUUUCAAUGAACAUAGAUGGAUCUUAAAACUUGAACUUUUUGACUGUCUGUUUUUAUCCUCAGUCACUUUUGUAAUGAACUUUUUUCUCAGUGGAGAUUAUUGGAUUGAGAAAAGGAGUUUCAUCUUUUAGAAACAUUUCAACUUAAAUAUACCAAGCGUGGUGGUACGAGUGACUGGUCCCAGGGAAGAAGGUAUGUUUAGUUAAAUACGGAAAUGCAGGGGGGAAAAGAGGGGACACAAGAAACAACUACUGUGAAUUAAAGAAGUUACAAUUUUCAAAAGAAUUCCACAACUGCUUUGUAUGGUAUAAACAGUUUGUAGCAAUAUGGAAUUACCCCAGAUUUGAAAUUCCACAUAUAUCUACACACUAAGCAGUUAGUGCAAAAUCUGUGUAGUGAAAUGAAACCUGUAUUAUUAGUCUUGGGAAAUUUAUUAAUUUAAAAAAAAAAAAAAGAAGAAGAAGAAGAAGAAGAAGAAGAGUCAAGCGGUACCUUUGAAUGAAUAUUUAGUUCCUAUCUGAUUCCUUAAGUCAGAUACAGGGAUCAUAUUGUCUAGUGAAUAAGCUGGGAGUUAAGAUUCAUCAAAAUUUCUCUUCCAGAAAAAAAAAAAUCAUUCUCCAAGUGUCUGAUGUUAGAUUGAACAGUGAAGAAUGUAUCAAUGAGCUUAUUCAUUGUUUGCAGAUUCCAGAAUCAAAAGACAUAUUUUGCUAAACUAUCCUCAAAACAGAUGAGGCCAGUUUUACAAGUUAAUACAGUCCACAUUGCAUCCUCAAUGAGCAUAGAAAACAAGACAUCCCAAGGAAGGAGCUGAAUGUCAAGAAGUACUUCUUUAGGUCCACUGACUACAGCGAUCCUUAAGCCAGGCUGGUGUCCUGCACUUAAACCAGACUGAGUAGUGAUAAAAAAUAUCUCUUUGGGAUUACCAGUGAUAACUAAGUGCUUGUCACAAUGUAUUUCAAUACGGCAAUGCCAAGUUCCUCUAGUGAUAACUGAACACCUUCUUGUGCUAAGCACUGCAACAAGGAAACAAAAAAGUGAUUAUGUCUGCAGCAAAUAAUGUAAUUGAAGGUAAACUCCUGUCAGGUAUUUUCUGUAUUGCAUAAUUUCUUACACUGAACAUUAAAAUGACAACACUAUUAAAAUCAAGGUGAGGGUGGGAUUACUGCUGGUUGAGGGUACACAGAAAGUGUUCUAAAGUUUUGUGUAUAUUUCUACUUCCUAUAGUUGAAAUGUGAGGUUUGAAGACGAACUAAUUCAAAAUGCUUAGCAAGAUCUAAUAGUAAAUAACCUGUCAACAAAGAAAGGAUAAGAAAAGUUAAGGCAGUUGAUGCAAACAAUAGUUUUUGCUAUGCUAAUGAACCUACCUUCAUUUUCUUUGAUGUCCUCAAUUUUCAGAUUAUUUUCAUAAAAGGGUAGAAAAAGUCGUCAGUCUUGCUCAGAGGAUGAAUGCAGUGGAUCACAGAGAUUAGAACCUAAAAUUUGUGCUGGAUUAAAUCAUAUAAUAGAGAGACUUUUAGAGUUCUCUGAGAUGGACAUUCAGAAUCUGGUAUGGGAAUCUCUGUGAAUUACUGCUGUCCAGUGAGCAGUAACAAUAGGUAAAGCAUUAUUUUGCCUUAUUGUACUUAUGCUUUGGGCACUGUAAUCUUGCCGUUUCCAUAGCAAGAAAAAAGGGUUCUCAUUCAUUUUAUGAAUGGAUGUAGCUGCUUUUAUGGAAAACUUCGCCUUUAGUUAAAUGAAGUAAAUGAAGUGGAGAGGGAGUAUCAGCUUGGAAAGAUUGGACUGAAAGACUCACCCUUACUAAGCUUGCACUCCUUUGACUUUCAUAUUUGAGAUUAUGGGGAAGAUACACACAAGAAGCUUUGCAGUUAUGUUUUACAAUUUAGAGUCUUUUAUUUGGAGAUGAUCUAUACUUUGCACUAGUUGAAACAGUUUUAGAAAUUACACAAUUGUACUUAAUAGGCUUAAUGCAGUCGUGUAAGCACAGUGAUGAAGUUUUGUAUGUCAGACAGUGAAAUUAAUUAAGGGAAAGAGUCAGUAAAAAAAGAUUUCUUAAGUCUUAGCUCUGAGAACUCAGCUUGAGUCAUAGGGAGAGCUCUGAUUUUGAGUGUUAAUGUAGAUUCCCCAUGAAAAAUCAGGCUCUGUGAAGGUGUCUCAAAGCAUACUUAAAUGCUGCUCUCCAAAAUACUCACUAGGUAUCCUGAUCCUGAAGUAACAAGGAAUGAAGGAUGAAAUAUACUGGAGCUGACCACCUAAAUUUCAUUGAAUUUCUAGGGGACUUAGGAACUCCUCACAGGUCAAAUGAAACCCCAGUGUUUGGUUAGGACCCAUAAUAAUUUUUAUAUUGUGGGGUAAUAUGACUUUAUUUUAGCCUCACAACUUGGGAUCCAGAAAAAGUAAUUCAUUAGGUACACAAGUGGAUUGGCCUAUGCCACUUCAGAAAUUCGAAGUUUUAGCUGUUAUCAUUUGAUAUUAUGAAUAUAUUGCAAACUUUUAUUUUUGUUUAAAAUAGAUGAAUGCAAACAACAAUUGUAAAAAGUUAAGAGAUGCUCCUUGAAUCCAAAGCUGUUUGACAUUAAGGAGAUUUACAAUAUUUCAUAUUAGACUUGUUCAGUCACAUUUUUGUUAAGAUAGUGCUUUAAAUACUAGAAACUGAGCUUUAUUGGGGCUCCAGAAAUUCCUAAGAAUAUGUAAUGCUUUUGCCGCUGUUUUUUUAAAUGUAGGGAAGGGUACAGUAUUCUACAUUAAUGACAAAACUAAUUUAUUUUGAUUGAAGCAGGGACAGGCUGCAGUUUAAUGGACUGGUUUUGUGUUUGUUCAAAUGUGCAUUUUACUUACUUGAACUGUUUUGACAGUAAACAUGUACAAGUACUUCCAAGACUGGGUCCACUCAAACUGAAGGGUUUCUCCAUUUAGGGAGUAUUUUUAAGCGUUGCCAUUGAUAACCUGGAACGCAGAAAAUGCCCAGUCCAGUGAACAGCAGAGUCCUAGGCUCUGACUUCUGGCACCUAUGUGCUUUACCAUCUUCCCUUUGUUUGGGUGGUGCUGUGAACUUCAAGUAGGAGUUCACCUUUUCAAUGCAAACACAGAUUGAAGAAUUAUUCCUUCUGAAUUUUCAUCUUUGGAGGCUUCACUGAGUAAUUACCUCCUUCAAACACUUAAGUAUACUUCUGCUGUCAUUUUAAGAUAGCUUUUAAACAUGAAGAAAAAUGAAGUGGACCUAACACCUGCACUAGGAAGCACAGCCAUGACAAUCCUUGUUCCCGCAGAUCUAUUACUGAUAAUUCCUCUUACAAUAUUGUUUGUUCAGAAAUAGUGAAAAAGUUCUUCUUUAAAUUAUUGCAGUAAUAAAAAUCUAUUUUUGUAAA
Pseudopipra pipra is the source of this 6285-nucleotide messenger RNA. It is a transcript of the gene ARHGEF38, whose product is annotated as Rho guanine nucleotide exchange factor 38. The coding region runs from base 172 to 2493 and encodes 773 amino acids. Gene Ontology annotation, molecular function: protein binding; guanyl-nucleotide exchange factor activity. The record is from RefSeq and is a predicted model, not a curated record. The transcript has 14 exons. Gene Ontology annotation, cellular component: cytoplasm. NCBI's taxonomy places the organism in Eukaryota, Metazoa, Chordata, Aves, Passeriformes, Pipridae.